UUCACUGUGUGAACAAGUGUGUAUCAGUGGGGUAGUGGAUGCACCUGUCUUGGCUUUAACUCUAUUAACUCUACUAUUUUCACACAGACAGCACCAAAUCAGGAUGCCUUCUGGAAGGACUGUCAAGCUUAUCCUGUAUGAGGUGUUAGAAUUUGCAUGUCUGUGUGUGCCUGUGUUUGUGGUUCUGGAGCGCUUUGCAUCACUUCUAAGCUUUGUGGAAUUAAAUAACAGGACGGCUUACUGGUUGGUGGUGGCAGCAUCCAUAGCCUAUGUGACCUCUGUGUCCUUGUUUGUCUGGGUGCCACUAAAGUACUUCAUCCUGAAGUCCAGGGGUUUCCUUGAAGAAGUUACCCACUGGAGACCUGUCACUCUUGCCCAUGCACUUCUCUGCACGCUACCAUGUUUUGCCAUUGUCAUUUCCAGCUCGAAGGUUCAGUUGGAUGCAGAAAUUUUACAUGACCAUUUUAACGAGCUUCCUGUCUCUUUGGUGCUCUUUGCCCUCAUCUGUGUGGACAUUGUAGAGAGAAUUCGUCCAUAUCGCCUUCGAGGACAAGAUAGGCUAGACUUUGAGGUUCCUGGGCCUGUUCUGACUCACCUGGAGCAGGUGUCCACUGUGUCAUCGCAACUGCAAGCUAACAGAGCUGCAAAUGGCUCGGUGCUGAGGUCAGAAGGCAUAAACACAUCACCGACAGGACGCUGGGCCAACAUGGAUGGCAUCUCACGUACCUCCAGUACGGCCUACCUAUACUCUCACUCCCACUAUGACUUCGGGUGUCUUCGCUUCAUGUGUGUUAGAGAUCCUCGCCAUGAGCUCUUCCUGGAGACAUUUGUAUUCUGGCUGGAUACAGUGGAAAUGAUCAGAGUAGCUGGGGUUCAGAAGAUUUACUACUCAAAUUGGGUCUUUCCUAUCUACAUUCUAAGCUUUUUAUCAAUUUUGCGUGGGGUUUUAACUCCUCACAAUCCAAUGCUAACUACUUUAGGAGUAGUAGCCCAGGACCUGCCUUUCCUGGUUUUACGGGUCUGCCUGGUCAUUCUCUAUGGUUAUGUGACUCCGAUACUCUAUAUCAUGAAGAAUUUGCUCUCAUGUCUGACUUUUGUUUACUUUCACUUUUUGACAAAACUGAAGGUGUUUAACAGAGGAAGCAUGUUCUGAUACCUCAGAAGAGUAUGUGUGUGUUUGUGCGCGCGCGUGUGUAUUAAUUGUAAACCACUACAUUAUAUAUAAUAUACAGUGC
Silurus meridionalis is the source of this 1235-nucleotide messenger RNA. RefSeq names its product transmembrane protein 236 (gene tmem236). The coding region runs from base 104 to 1153 and encodes 349 amino acids. NCBI's taxonomy places the organism in Eukaryota, Metazoa, Chordata, Actinopteri, Siluriformes, Siluridae. The transcript has 4 exons. The record is from RefSeq and is a predicted model, not a curated record.